This is a messenger RNA of Nestor notabilis (Kea), 567 nucleotides long. It is a transcript of the gene DNAAF6, whose product is annotated as PIH1 domain containing 3. Gene Ontology annotation, biological process: flagellated sperm motility; axonemal dynein complex assembly. Bases 1 to 567 code for a protein of 188 amino acids. The record is from RefSeq and is a predicted model, not a curated record. Lineage: Eukaryota; Metazoa; Chordata; Aves; Psittaciformes; Psittacidae. The transcript is spliced from 6 exons. Gene Ontology annotation, molecular function: protein-folding chaperone binding; dynein intermediate chain binding. Gene Ontology annotation, cellular component: cytoplasm.
AUGGACACUGCUUCCUCAGCCUCUUCUCUGCAGUACCUUGCCAAACUGCUUUGCGAUGCUCCAGAAGACGAUGGUGAUGAUGAACAUCACUCUCCUGUUAAUACCAUGACUCCUGGUAGCAUUGGACCAGUAAAGAAAGAGAACACUGGUACUUUUCAGGUGACAUCUGAAAACAGUAAAACUAUUUGGAAUACAGAGGAGGUCCCAGAAGGAUCUGAAUAUGAUGAUACCUGGGACCCUAGAGAACAGCCAGAGUAUGAGAUUUUAUUCAAACAAUGUGUGGGAACAGAGGAUGUCUUCUUUGGGAUGAGCAGGAAAGACCCCUCCACAGCCUGCUGUGAAGAUAUAGUGAUUAAAAUCAAACUGCCAGAGACAAAGAACUCGGACAUCACAUUAGAUAUUCAGGACAAGGUUCUUGACCUUCGAACUCCCAAAAAGAAGCUGCUGCUGCACCUCCCCUACCAUGUAGACAGCAAGAAUGGGAAAGCUCGUUUUUUCUCUGAAGAGGAGACCUUGGAAGUCACCUUGAGAGUAUUGAGGGAGUUUGAUUUCAUAAAUUUUGGUUGA